GUGUCAAUGCCAUGCUCAGGAAGGUGGCGGUGGCUGCCGCCUCCAAACCCCACGUGGAGAUCCGCCAGGACAGGGACCAGUUCUACAUCAAAACUUCCACCACUGUCCGCACGACCGAGAUCAACUUCAAAAUCGGGGAGGACUUUGAGGAGGAGACGGUGGAUGGACGAAAGUGCAGGAGUUUGGCCACUUGGGAAACUGAAAACAAGAUCUAUUGUAAACAAACUCUCAUUGAGGGAGAUGGCCCCAAAACAUACUGGACUCGAGAAUUAGCUAAUGAUGAGCUGAUUUUGACUUUUGGUGCUGAUGAUGUUGUGUGCACGAGAAUUUAUGUAAGAGAGUAAAAACACCAAUUUACUUGUCACCUGGGAUGGAGUGGAGAACUGUGAAAAUCCCCAGUAUAACGAGUAUCUGUGUGUACUGUUACUAAUGCGGUGUUGUACGUGGCCGUCUGUGUUACACCUGAACCCAUAUCCUCUGAUAAGUGUAUUUUGCUUUCAUUUUUCAUUGCAGACACUAUCCCUUCCCGCUUUUAUGCCAUCAUUUUCCUUGUCUGCUUUGUAUUUUGUAGUUGUCACUUGCUAUGGUUUCAUCAAUUAUUAAACUUACUGGGCAUAACUCACAA
This is a messenger RNA of Merops nubicus (carmine bee-eater), 625 nucleotides long. RefSeq names its product cellular retinoic acid binding protein 1 (gene CRABP1). Gene Ontology annotation, molecular function: fatty acid binding. Lineage: Eukaryota; Metazoa; Chordata; Aves; Coraciiformes; Meropidae. Gene Ontology annotation, biological process: fatty acid transport. Gene Ontology annotation, cellular component: cytosol; nucleus. The transcript has 3 exons. The record is from RefSeq and is a predicted model, not a curated record. The annotation marks the transcript as partial.